This is a messenger RNA of Nerophis ophidion (straightnose pipefish), 1183 nucleotides long. Its product is annotated as gamma-interferon-inducible lysosomal thiol reductase-like. Gene Ontology annotation, cellular component: lysosome. Lineage: Eukaryota; Metazoa; Chordata; Actinopteri; Syngnathiformes; Syngnathidae. The record is from RefSeq and is a predicted model, not a curated record. Gene Ontology annotation, molecular function: oxidoreductase activity, acting on a sulfur group of donors, disulfide as acceptor. The transcript is spliced from 8 exons. Bases 209 to 976 code for a protein of 255 amino acids.
UAAAUAAAAUAGAAAUAUAGACGUCCAAUCAAAAAUUAGAAUGACAGGGAUUAUUUUAAGUGAGUUGGGAUGACAUAUUGUAAUCGUCAUUUCCGGUAAAUCCUUCUUUACUGGCACUCGCGCCCCCGCCGUGUUAAUUACGGAAGUGGGCCAAUUAAGCGAGUAAUAGGUUCAGUCUGUUCAAACCUCUGCUGUCCUUUCAGCAGCCAUGAAGCUCGCAGUUGUUGUUCUUGUCCUCCUCUGCAACAGCUGGAGAUGUUUAGGCUCGUCUCACCAUCAAGCGUCAUGUCACUAUCCUCCAUCCCAGUGGUGUCGCUCUUUGGAGAUUGCUAUCGAGUGUAAGGUACAGAAGCAAUGCAUGGAACUAAGUGCUAUACGUCCUAAAGAGGCGGUUCCUCGGGUGUCUCUCACGUUGUACUAUGAGAGUCUGUGUCCGGCCUGUAGAGUCUUCCUCACUCAGCAGCUUUUCCCCACCUGGACCAUGCUGCAGGACAUCAUGCAGGUCACACUAGUACCGUAUGGAAAUGCCAAGGAGCUGUUAACAGGCAACACUACCUUCACCUGCCAGCAUGGACAGCCGGAAUGCCGCGGAAAUAUGAUUGAGACCUGCAUUCUGCACUUGUCGGACCACGCAGCUUUCCAGACCAUCUUCUGCAUGGAAUCGGCUGCCGAUGUUCUCAGCGCAGCGCAGCCAUGCCUUCACAUGCACGCUCCCUCUGUCUCCUGGGCCACUGUGGACUUCUGCGUGAGGGGAGGUCUCGGCCGCAAACUGAUGCACGCCAACGCUGCCAUGACCAGAGCGCUAAGCCCCGCCCACACGCAUGUCCCGUGGGUCACCUUCAAUGGGGAAUACAAGGAAGAUCAUGAAGACCAGGCCAUGACCUCGCUCUUCCAUUUGGUCUGCCAACUGUACAAGGGGGUGAAGCCUCCCGCCUGCACCGGAGCAGCGGUCAGACUCAACAGAGGCUUCUGCUAGAAAGGCCGCCAGUGGGUGAAGCCCUUUGGAACACGUUAAAAAGAGCCGAGUGACAGAAAUGGUAAAGUGCUACUGCGGACUGGAGGCACCCUGAUAAGGAUCAAAAAAAUGCUUUUCAAGCACAUAAACACAAGACAAGACCAGCAAAUGUACAAGGAAGAAGUGAUAAAACACAUACGUUUGAAACAAGGACGCCAUUUAAAUAAA